Bufo gargarizans (Asiatic toad) is the source of this 2854-nucleotide messenger RNA. RefSeq names its product FAD dependent oxidoreductase domain containing 1 (gene FOXRED1). The record is from RefSeq and is a predicted model, not a curated record. The coding region runs from base 53 to 1567 and encodes 504 amino acids. Gene Ontology annotation, molecular function: oxidoreductase activity. The transcript has 12 exons. NCBI's taxonomy places the organism in Eukaryota, Metazoa, Chordata, Amphibia, Anura, Bufonidae. Gene Ontology annotation, cellular component: cytoplasm.
AAAGUCCUCUAUCUGCUGAAGCAGAGCUGUGGACGGAUACUUUAGGCUUGCUAUGAGUGUGGGCAGGUUGUGCAGGAAGGGGUCUUGGCUGCUGCUGGCGCGGGGGGCCCCUGUGCUGGGGGCCACAUCAUGGACACACAAGAGCUUCAUGACCUCCACACCUUUACUAAAGCAGGAUGACUUUACCAAAGGUAUGUCUAAUGAAAUAAACAAGAUCCAUGAGAAGGUGAAGGAGGCUCUGCCGGGCAGUGGCUGGUACCCGUUCAAAUCUAUGGACCAUCUACCUCCAGAACACGCAGACAUCGUCAUCGUCGGGGGUGGAAUCAUGGGCUGGUCAGUUGCCUAUUGGCUGAUGAAAAUGCAGACCAAGAAGAAGGCGUACAACGUCCUGGUGGUUGAGCGAGACCCGACCUACUCUCAAGCCUCCACUGUCCUCUCAGCAGGCGGCAUCCGGCAGCAAUUCUCCCGGCCAGAAAACAUCCAGAUGUCACUGUUUGGAGCACAUUUCCUGCGCAAUAUCAAUGAGUACUUGGGCAUUCUGAAUGAAGAUCCCGUUGACAUUCAGUUUAACCCCUCUGGCUACCUCUUCCUGUCCAGUGAGAAAGGAGCUGAGAUCCUGGAGGACAAUUACAGAAUCCAGAGGGAACAGGGAGCUAAAGUGAUGUUACUUUCCCCGGACCUGCUGAAGAAGAAGUUUCCAUGGAUCAAUACACAGGAGGUAGCGCUGGCCUCUUAUGGCCUGGAGAACGAGGGCUGGUUCGAUCCCUGGCUACUGCUCACUGCGUUACGGCGUAAAGCUCUGUCCAUGGGCGUCGUGCAUUGCCAUGGAGAGGUGACAGGGUUCAACUACGUCAUGCAAGAAAUGCUGACAGCAGAGGGUUAUCCGGUGAACUUCAAAGUAAUCAAGCAAGUCAUUGUACAAACACAGAACAGUUUGGAGAACCAGCCUGUGGAUUGUAUGGCGGUCGUCAAUGCUGCCGGGGCCUGGUCUUCAAAGGUGGCGGAAAUGGUUGGGAUCGGCUGCGGGGACCCGGGCACCUAUGAAGAUAUCAAGCUUCCAGUAGAGCCUAGAAAAAGAUACAUCUACACGUUUCACUGCCCCAAUGGUCCCGGCCUGGACUGCCCGAUGCUGAUUGACAGCUCAGGGGCCUACUUUAGAAGAGAGGGGUUGGGAGGAAACUACAUUGGAGGCCUCUCUCCUCCAGAGGAGGAGGAGCCAGACCACAGUAAUCUGGAUGUGGACCACGACUAUUUCCAGCAGAAGGUUUGGCCGCUCUUGGCAGACAGAGUACCAGUAUUUCAGUCCUUAAAGGUGAAGUCAGCCUGGGCCGGGUAUUACGACUACAACACCUAUGACCAGAACGGCAUCAUUGGGACUCACCCGCUGGCGCGGAAUAUGUACUUGGCAUGCGGGUUCAGUGGCCAUGGCUUGCAGCAGGCUCCGGCUGUGGGGCGCGCGGUGGCAGAGUUACUGAAUUAUGGGCAGUUUACAUCCUUGGAUCUCAACUCUUUUGGUUUCCAGCGUUUUAUAUUCCAACAACCUGUCCUAGAGAGGAACAUUGUGUGAGAGAGGAGACAGAAGAAUGUAGAUGCUGCCUUUGUGUCAGACCCAGACACUACUGGAAAUUGACCCUGGGGUCAGAAUCGCCAUGAAAUGAGACAAAGAUGGAGGUGGAACAAGGUCGCCUUCAAAGAUUACACAGUCCUCACAAAAGACUUGUGAAUGUGUUUUUUAAUUUAAACAAUUUUAUGCUGCAACCUGUAAUUCAAGGGGAACUACAAAAAAAACGAUAUACCUCCCCCCUCAGAUGUUAUUAACUAUAAUGUAAUGCCAAUGUUCUAUAAGGUAACAAAGAUUGAAAUGGUUUCUGGUAAAUACAGAGAACUUUGUAAUGCCUCUUUCUCCCUCUAGCAGCUCAUUUCCAUCUCCCAGCAUGUAGUCUGAUCCUUUAGGCUACAUGCACACUGUCCGUUUUUAACGGAUGUUUUUUUCACUGAUCCCUUUCUGAGAAACGGACAUUAAAAACUGACCCAUUCAAUUGUAUGGGGGCUGUCGGUCAGUGAAAAACAGACACAAUAGAACAUGUUCUAUUUUUUGACAUCUGUUAUUUACUGGCUGUCAAAAAAACUGCCGUGUGAAUAACCCCGUAGACUACCAUUGGUCUUAAAACUGACGUGUGAUGGCCGCUAAAAAAAAAAUGUUUUUCACUGUCAUGUGCCUGUAGCCUAGUCUUCUCAAGACUUCCAAACAAUUAAACUCCCUUUUUCAUGGCUGUUUUUAACUGAUUGCUUUCCGAAAAAUGUUCAUUAAAAACAGUCCCCUUCAAUUGCAUCGGGCUGUGAAAAUAGACAAGUGAAUACACCGAUAGACUGUCAUUGGUCUGAAGCCAGCUGUCACAUGUAGCCUUAGCAAAGAAUGUUAGGAGGAAGAGGGGAGAAAGAGGCAAAUUAUAUUAUCCUUUGGAUAGGUGAUAAAAGGGUGUUUAUGGAAAAAACCUUUAAGGUCACCUAUAAGAACUUCUCUUAUUGUGUCUGUCUGCUUCUAUGCUCUGACGUCUGUGUUGUCACGUGGAUUCUGGGCCUUAUAGACACCAAUCAGAACUCUUUUUACAUUUCCUACCUGUGAAGAGAGUUGUAUUUCGAUUUGUUGUAAUGGUAACACCGGCACGCCAGAGCACAGGGGCACAAAGUGUUGUAAGGAACCUCUUCAAUGUGAAGACAGGAAUAAGAACUAUAGGUAACAUGUUUUAUAUAUGUGAAAAUAAAUAAAGGGUGCUAUAACAUAAUUAUUUUUUUGGUAGUUCCCCUUUAAGAAGAUGCAAUAUUUUUUAUGAUCAUAAAAUAUUUUACUGGA